AGCCUUAUUAAUGCUGUAACAUGUUUUUAAUAUCGAAUACAAGAUCCGAUUAUAUUUCUGGUUUAGGUUUCACCAGAUGACUCUAGUAUUAUUUCAACAACGAGUAAAAACUUGACUUUUCAAUUUUUAUGUGAUGAGAGGGAUUCACCAAUUCAACAUGAGAUACGAAUCUUUUUGCUAUUAAUCAAAUCGAGAUAAUGACUGAAUAUUUACCAACUCAUAUCGAUCCAAAUUCAGCUCAUUUAAUAAUUCAACAGCAAGGAAAAUACUGACUCAAUCUAAACUGUUAACCGGAAAACAUUGGCUCAGUCUAAACUUCAUCACAGUGUUGGUAAAUUAUGAGAUUUGUUGCCCACAAUGGACCCUGUACAUGUCUUGCUCUUGGCCAGAAGUCUGGACGAGUUCUUGCUACCGGGGGCGAUGAUAAAAAAGUUAAUUUGUGGGCUAUUGGUAAGCCAACCAUCUUGAUGAGCCUUUCAGGUCACACGACUGCCAUUGAAUGUGUUAAAUUUGGUCACAAUGAGGAUCUUGUUUGUGCGGGAUCAGCAGCUGGUGCUCUUAAAAUUUGGGAUCUUGAAUCCGUGAAAUUGGUACGCACCUUGACUGGACAUAGAUCUGCGGUUAAAAGUAUUGACUUCCAUCCUUACGGUGACUUUUUAGCUUCAGGUUCAGUGGAUAGUAACAUCAAGUUAUGGGACAUUCGCAAGAAAGGCUGCAUGUACACUUAUAAGGGUCAUGUAAAAGAUGUUUAUUGCUUAAAAUUUAGCCCUGAUGGUCGCUGGUUGGCCUCUGGAGGUGACGAAGGUUCCGUUAAACUAUGGGAUCUUCCCGCUGGUAAAUUAUUGGCCGAAUUAAAGGAACACUCAGCUCCAGUUACAGAUGUUUGUUUCCAUCCAAAUGAAUUUCUCCUUUCAAGUGCCAGUCUUGACGGAACAGUCAAAUUUUGGGAUUUAGAGACGUUUCAACAAGUCUCGACAACCACAAACGAUGCCGGUCCAAUUCGUAAAAUACUCUACCAUCCAGAUGGAAAAGCUAUUUUUAGUGCCGCUCGAGAUGUACUCAAAGUUUAUGGUUGGGAACCUACUCGAACCUAUGACACUGUUGUAAUGGGCUGGGGAAAAGUGAAUGACAUAGCGAUCUCAGACAACUCACUCGUUUCUGGUACCUUUUCACUUACAAACGUUUCAGUUUACAUAGUUGAUCUCAAUAAGGUACAACCUUUUGGUACAUCAUCCAUCUCAUCUAUUAUAAAUUCACCAUCAUCCCUUUCAAAGCCAAAUUACUGCAGAGAAUCAGUUUCAAGGCAAAGUACGAGGAAAAAUUUCUUCCAUGGUAACUGCAGCACAACUCAUUCACAAUUAGAAUCAUUGGAAUCCAAUCGAAGUGAAGAAACUGAAACGGGAUCUGAUGAACAAGGAGAGGAAUUGUCAUCCAUUGAUAUUAAUCAAAUUUACGAUACUAAGGAAAUAUUUGCUCCUAGUCGAGAACUUUGUCGUACUCCUCCGCCAGUCACUCCAAUAGCACAAUCUCCUUUAAGCAUGGAUUCAACCCAGAAGCUAAACGAACUUAAUUUAUCUUCCUUCUCUUCAUCCUCUCCAUCGUCCUCACUCAAUGGAAAUCGAAUAGCCAGUGGAAUGUGUUCCAUAGAAUCAUUAACAUCAACAAUUGGAGCUUUAUCAACUCUUGAUCUGGGUAACAACAGUCCGUCCGCUUCUCCAAUGAAAAUACCUUCGUCUUUAUCUUCUUCCUCAUCCUCAUCGUCUUCAGCCUCAAUGCUUCUCAACUCAUCGACGACCCCUGCUACUGCUCAAUGUCGACCCAAUCCUCGAUCUACCAUUUUACCGUUGCCAAUAGUUUCACCUUACUCUAAUGUCACCUCACCAGCUUCCCUGUCAUCACCACAUCUCAACUCUUCCUAUCAUCAUAAUCAUCAAACUCAUUCUCUGCAAUCUCACCAUGAUUCCAUUUUUAUUAAACAACCCGUUUCUACGACAACCCUUAAUGAUGCCUCAUUAGGUUAUACUGCCAAAAUAUCAACCACCAUAAUUCCGCCUGUGACAAAAGCCUCAACCCCAACCUCAUCGUUAUCUUCAUCCAUAACUAACCUUUUAUCAUCUAAAACACCUCCAACAUCCAACAAUUUGAACAACACUGCUCUUCAUUCAACUCGCUCAAUGAGCAAUUUAAGCCAAAAAACUACCAAAUCAACCAAUCUGGUUCAUCCUCGUCAACCUGAAGUAAUCUCAAUCGUCCGGCCUGUUAUCAAUGACAGUAAAACAAAAAAUAACCUUAAUGGACAAUCACUGAUUAACGCCAAUGAAAACCAUAAAAAUUCACACUUAGAUCACCCACAAAAGUCAACAAUUGCCAAUAAUCACGCCAUCAAUACUAACAAACCUCGAGCAGCAGUUGUCUUCCCUGAACAACAGCAGGUUCAACCUCAACCAAUGAAACCGCCACAGUCAUUAGAUCCAAUUGAGUCUCCUGUUGAUUUAAUUCCAGAAGCUCGUGAUCGACCAGCUGGCCUUGACUUGGAUGACUUUUUACCCAAACAUCUACAGGAUACAGUACGCUUGGGUUAUCAUCCUCAACCAGAAAUGUCAGAGUCUGAAGCUAUGCAAGCAAUUAUUAGAGGACACAAAUCAGUUCUAACCGCUCUAGCCCAUCGUCGUAAAAAUCUUCAAAUUAUUUUAGCCAUGUGGAGUACCAAGGAUGCUCGUAGCGCACUUGAACAAGCGAUCAACAUGGAAGAUCAAUCUGUGAUAGUUGACAUACUCAAUGUCAUUACUUUGAAGCCUGUCAGUUGGACCUUAGAUAUUUGCCAGAUUCUUAUCCAGCCAAUAUACGAUUUACUACAAAGUCGAUAUGAAAGUUACAUGACUGUUGGUUGUUCAGCACUCAAAUUGAUUUUGAAAAACUUUGGAUCAACCAUAAAGUCCAACAUAACCGCACCUCCAGGAAUCGGUGUUGAUAUUUCAAGAGAGGAAAGAUACCACAAAUGUAUGGGCGUUUACAAUCACCUGUUAAAUGUUCGAGCAUUCAUAUUGAAACGUCAAACUCUUCAGGGUAAACUUGGCCGUACCUUUCGAGAAUUGUCGAUAUUGUUUCAAAAUUUGGAAUAAUCAAUAAUAUAUUGAAACUCAUCAUUCCGUCUCGUUUUUUAUUACCAAUCAUUUCCAUCACUUUUUGCCUUCUGCCAAAACAGCCUGAUAAAGGAAACAUUCACUAUCAUUCCCGUUGACAUGAUACUUUGCCAUCUCAAUAAUUAUUCACUUUUCCUCACAAUUAUUUUUAAUUUGCAUUUGUAAAUUUUUGUAGCUAAAUUCACAGCAAAAUUACAUUGAAAAUUUAUCAUUUUUUUACUCAGGAAAAGCAAAAGGAAAAGAAACAACAUUAAUAAGGAAUCAAGUGCCAUUAUCUUUUCAAAUAUUAGCGACACUUGAUAUUUAACAAGAUUACUCAGCAAUGAAUAUUCCCUGAAAGUUAAUCCAACCCAUAUGUAUAUUGAUAUCUAAUUGAAAAGAAGCCGCAAUGGAUUGACUAAUUAAAGUUAAUUAAUUCCAAUA
Tetranychus urticae (two-spotted spider mite) is the source of this 3566-nucleotide messenger RNA. RefSeq names its product katanin p80 (gene kat80). Gene Ontology annotation, cellular component: katanin complex. Lineage: Eukaryota; Metazoa; Arthropoda; Arachnida; Trombidiformes; Tetranychidae. Gene Ontology annotation, molecular function: microtubule binding. The record is from RefSeq and is a predicted model, not a curated record. Gene Ontology annotation, biological process: microtubule severing; microtubule depolymerization.